AUGUGGAAGGAUGCCGAAGUUGACGGUACUUGUGAGCCACGCGCAGGCAGCCCCGUACCGGACCGCAUGGUUAAGGCUUUUGAGCUAGAGUAUGAUUCCUUUAGCAGCGGAAUUCUUUUCAGGCUGGCCAAGGAAACAAGGCAGAACGAAGCCGAUAUACGGUCGGAGGUUUUUGGUCCGUUUGCGGAUCCUGUGGAUGCGGAUCAUUGGCCGGGUCGCCCAAACUGGGUCUCAGGCUGGCCAAGGAAACAAGGCGGAACUAGGCCGAUAUACGGUCGGAGGUUUUUGGUCCCUUUGCGGAUCCUGUGGAUGUGGAUCAUUGGCCGGGUCGCCCAAACUGGGUAUCGCAGGAGUUCAAGGCUUGGGAAGAUGAAGGGAUGGGAUGAGAUUGGUAAAUCGCGCCCGUCUGAGAAACGACAACACAGGUUCAUCCUGUUGCGGUCGUGUCCCGACAGCAGGCGACAUUGUGCCGCUACUCCGGUAACGGUUCACUCAGCACAAGGUCAGCCAUUUCUCGGUGACAUGAUCUGGGCAAAGUGGGUGUUCUUGCAUGAUACGGUGAAAGAGCUACAACAUCGUGGCCACCGAAAACGUACCAUUCGAGCGGCCUCGUCCAAGUUGUCGCAUCCAAGGAUUUUCAUCUCGCUACUACCAAUAAUGGCUUUCGCAUCUUCAACACGAGUGCCUGUGAGGAGAAAAGUUUGCAAAAGCAAGGGACCGAUAAGGAACAUCGUGAGGACGAAUAUGAUUAUGCAGCGAGACAGAGAGCUCAAGAUGGACCCGUGGUUAACACGUGAAACUACUGUCCGAGAGACAUCCAAUAGUUCCAUCCAAACCGAUGUAGUUGAGGUUGGCUUGUGCAGCCCGGACAUCCCGCUCGUCUUCCUGGGUCCAGUCGCGUUGAUCGAAGAUCUCCUUUUGUCGAAAGGCAGCGUUAUCGUCAAAGUUCAUUUUGCAAUCCAUGCACAAGACUGUUCCACAGAGGAGGCAAAGAGGCAAUGCGUAAAGGAGAGAGGGGGGAGUGAUGGACAGAGGAGACAAACCGAUGUAUUAAUAAACACUAAGGAUACUGAACAAAACGACUAUGCCGAAGCAGUGGAGAAUAAAACACACCAUUACAGACUUAGUUCUCGGUCUGAACCUGUCAAGUUGGCGUUCCCGUCAAAAACAAUCACCAAAGAUGCACAACGCCUAAAACCAGGUCGUAUGUAA
Opisthorchis viverrini is the source of this 1212-nucleotide messenger RNA. RefSeq lists its product as hypothetical. Lineage: Eukaryota; Metazoa; Platyhelminthes; Trematoda; Opisthorchiida; Opisthorchiidae. The coding region runs from base 1 to 1212 and encodes 403 amino acids. The record is from RefSeq and is a predicted model, not a curated record. The transcript has 4 exons.